Messenger RNA from Nymphaea colorata (pocket water lily), 1009 nucleotides. RefSeq names its product guanine nucleotide-binding protein subunit gamma 2. The record is from RefSeq and is a predicted model, not a curated record. The transcript has 4 exons. Gene Ontology annotation, biological process: G protein-coupled receptor signaling pathway. NCBI's taxonomy places the organism in Eukaryota, Viridiplantae, Streptophyta, Magnoliopsida, Nymphaeales, Nymphaeaceae. Bases 560 to 883 code for a protein of 107 amino acids.
CUUUCUGAGCACCUUCUCCGAAUGCCUCAGCCUUUCUGUUUUAGCUUUUUUCUUUUCCAACCCUCUCUCAACUCGUUCUCUUUUUCCUUUUCCUCUCUUUUAUCCAUCCCUCUUGCAUCUCUCUCCCUGUAGAUCUUGAAUGUUCGCCGUCCGAUCGCCUUGCUCCUUCCUUUUGUGAACGUUGAUUUCAUUUUUAACGCUAUUUUUAAGAAUUUGCUUGUUUACAUUCUUUCAAUUUUUGUUUUCGUCCCUGGAAUCAGAAGAUUCGUUUUCGUUAUCGGUGCUUCGAUCACGUUUCGGUUUUUGGAGAAUUUAGGGUUUUCAAUCUCAAAAUUUUCGAUGGUCGUUGCCUUUUCUCGUUUUCUGAUACAAAAGAUCAUCUUGUCCCUUUAAUUCUCCAUUUUUUUGGGGGGAGGUUCCACUGGAGGUGUAAUCUCCGUCAGAUGACGAGGGUUAGGGUUUUAGUGGUAUUUCCAUGAAGCAAGACAAUCUGGAUAGCAUAGUUUUUAUUUUUUCAGGGAUUAUCUUCCUUGUUAGUUUGAAUUUCUAGGGUCUAGAGAUGCGAGCGUCGGUGGCGGAGACUUCGAAUGAAUCUCCGCCGCAGCCGUCUCUGGAUCGCCCGGUGACGGCAGAUUCGCGAGGAAAGCACCGGAUCCAGGCGGAGUUGAAGCGGUUGGAGCAAGAGGCACGAUUUCUGGAGAAAGAAAUAGAAGAGUUGGAGGCUACAGAAAAUGUAUCCAUCACAUGUCAGGAUUUGAUACAAAGCGUAGCAGCAAGACCAGAUCCUCUCCUGCCCAUCACGGUUGGGCCUGUUAAUCCCGCUUGGGAUCGGUGGUUCGAAGGGCUGCAGAAUUCGAAAGGUCAUGGAUGCCAGAUUAUGUAAUGAAUUGAUCUCUUUCUGUUAUAUUAUUUUUUGUCCAUUAUUUUUUCUCAGAGAAGCUGCGGGUGGUUUGUUGUUGUAAAACUCGAAAAAGAAAGCAUUGUGGCAAUUGCAAGGAAUUCCAUCAUA